GGAAAAUUUCAAUGUCUAUCUAUGAGGUAAAAAUAUAUGAUUCCUAUCUUAACAUUUAGACCAAAAAGAUAUGAUUUCUAUACCAUGGACAUAUUUAUUUUGACGAAAUACCAUGGACAUAUUCUUAAUUUUUUUUUCUAAUAUGGUUAUACCACAAUUUUUUUCUAUGAGACAUCUACCAAACUUCUUUCGCAAAGACAACAGUUGAAAAGAACAUAACGGAUGAUCAUCGGAUUAAUAACAUAUUAUCUGAUAUAAUGUGCGUAUGCUGAUUUGUCUGGUAGCUAAGUUUGUGAGAACGUACUACUGGUGAUUCAACCCUCUUUAACUCCAAAGUCAAAUGUCAAAUGUUUUUAGGUGAAGAUCCAAUCUUAAGAGACAUGCAAGAGUAACAAAGAUGUCCACGUGGGAUUUACUUCAUCAACUUUGCAGACUCGUAGACAUACCACGUGCAUUUAGACCCCAACACAUUUAUUAUUAGUACGAAUUUCUUUUUCAGUUAUCUGUUGAAACCCCAUAUAAGAAGUCUUUUUACAUGUCUUUUUGGUUUAAUCAUUUCCUCAAAAACUCUUUCAAUCACCAACACGAUGCCACCAUCGUGUUUGCGUUUACAUUUUCUCUCUUUACUCUUGUUUACUUCAAGCUUCUUGAUGAUCAAUGCUCUUACUUGUCGUCCCGACCAGAUCCAAGCUCUAAUGAAAUUCAAGAACGAGUUUGAAUCCGCCGGUUGCAACCGCAGUGACUAUCUAAACGGAGUCCAGUGCGAUGACGCCACUGGUGCGGUCACGAAGCUACAGCUCCCAACUGGUUGCUUCACCGGGAUUCUAAAACCCAACAGUAGCCUCUUUGAGUUGCAUCAUCUUCGUUACCUUAACCUCUCUCACAACAACUUCGCUUCCUCUUCACUGCCAUCUGAGUUCAGCAAUCUCAACCGGUUAGAGGUCUUGUCUCUUGCCUCUAGUAGCUUCACUGGUCAAAUCCCUUCCUCAUUUAGUAAGUUAAUAUCUCUUACCCAUUUAAACCUUUCACACAACGAGCUCACUGGUAGUUUCCCAUUUCUGAGAACUCUCACCAACCUCUCGGUUCUAGACCUUUCUGAUAAUCAAUUCUUAGGAGCCAUACCUUUUGAUUUACUUCUCACUAUGCCCUUCUUGUCUCAUCUUAAUUUGAGAAAGAAUCAUCUCAAUGGUCAUAUUGAAGUUCCCAACUCUUCAUCUAGACUAGUGUAUUUGUCCCUUGGGGAAAACCAAUUUGAGGGACAUAUCCUAAAGCCCAUCUCAAACCUCAUCAACCUAGAGUACCUCGAGCUUUCCUCCCUAAACAUCAGUUAUCCAGUGGACUUGCGCAUCUUCUCCUCUCUCAAAGCUUUGUUGAUCCUUGAUAUUUCUAAAAACAGGUUGUUACCAGCCGGUUUAAGUUCAGGUUCAGACAUCCCACCGAGUUUAGAGAGUCUUGUUUUGUCAGGAUGUGACAUUCUCGAGUUCCCAAACAUGCUAAAGACCCUUCAAAACUUGCAUCAUCUAGACAUUUCCAACAACAGAAUCAAAGGGAAAGUGCCUGAGUGGCUCUGGAAGUUUCCUCGUCUCAGCAUAGUGAGUCUUGUUAACAACUCUUUCACCGGACUUGAAGGUUCUUCAGAAGUUUUACUUAACUCAUCAGUGCAGUUAGUAGAUAUUGCGUAUAACUCCAUGACAGGAGAGUUUCCUGUUCCACCAACUAAUAUCAUCUACUUGUCAGCGUGGAACAAUAGUUUCACAGGGAACAUACCUCUCCAAGUUUGCAACCGAAGCUCUCUCAGAGUUCUUGAUCUAUCCUACAACAACUUCACCGGUCCGAUACCUCAAUGUUUGAGUAACUUAAAGAUAGUGAAUCUCAGGAAGAACAGCUUAGAUGGAAGCAUACCUGACGAGUUCCACAGUGGUGCUUUGACGCAGACGCUUGACGUUGGCUUCAAUAGACUAACGGGGAAGCUCCCAAGAUCGCUUUUGAACUGCUCCUUUCUGAGGUUUCUAAGUGUUGACAACAACAUAAUUGAAGACACGUUUCCUUUCUGGCUUAAAGCUCUACCAAAUCUGAAAGUCUUCACUCUCCGCUCAAACAGAUUCUUUGGCCAGCUCUCUCCUCCUGAUCAAGGUCCCCUCGCGUUUCCCGAGCUACAUAUACUUGAACUAUCGGAUAACAGAUUCACAGGGAGCCUGCCAACAAACUACUUUGUUAACUGGAAAGCAUCAUCAGUAAAGAUAAAUGAAGAUGGGAGUAUAUAUAUGGGAGACUACAAGAAUGCUUAUUAUAGCUAUGUAGAUACUUUGGAUUUGCAGUACAAAGGUCUGUUCAUGGAGCAGGGGAAUGUCCUUACUUCCUACAGCACCAUUGAUUUCUCCGGAAACAAACUCGAAGGACAUAUUCCUGAAUCCAUUGGUCUUUUGAAAGCAUUGAUUGCGCUUAACCUAUCAAACAACGCCUUCAUAGGCCAUAUUCCUCUGUCUUUGGCAAGUGUUUCGGAGCUCGAGUCACUAGACCUGUCAAGAAAUCAGUUAUCAGGGAGUAUUCCUAGAGAACUCGGGAGCCUCUCGUUCUUGGCGUAUGUAAGUGUGGCUCAUAACCAGCUCACAGGUGAAAUACCACAAGGACCACAGUUUAGUGGGCAAGCUGAGACAUCAUUUGAAGGCAAUGAAGGUCUGUGUGGUCUUCCUCUCCAAGGAAAUUGCCUUUCGCCACCAACACAACAGCCUAUGGAAGAAGACAAAGAAGAAGAGGAAGGAGUCUUAAACUGGAAAGCAGUGGUUAUAGGGUAUGGUCCUGGAUUCUUGUUUGGAUUAUUAAUAGCUCACGUUAUUGCUUCAUACAAGACAAAGUGGUUUGUUAAGAUAGUUGGUCCGGAUAAUCACAAGGAAGUGGAUCCAGUAAGCUUGUUUAUGUCUCUCGAUUCAAGAUGUGACAGUUUCAAUAAUAAGAGAGUGAUGUAGAAAAGUAUUAUGUGAAUAAUAAGAAUAGUGUAGAAAGUAGUGUGUUGAUAAUUUGUUAGGGAUGUAAGAAAGAGGGCUUACCAGUUUAUGUAUCCUAUGUUCUCUCACAUGGAAUCUCUUUAUUGGCGGAUGAUGUUCUGAAAAGGCUUAUUAUACACUGUUUCUGUGGUA
This is a messenger RNA of Raphanus sativus (radish), 3137 nucleotides long. RefSeq names its product receptor like protein 26-like. The record is from RefSeq and is a predicted model, not a curated record. Gene Ontology annotation, molecular function: protein binding. The transcript has a single exon. Lineage: Eukaryota; Viridiplantae; Streptophyta; Magnoliopsida; Brassicales; Brassicaceae. Bases 588 to 2966 code for a protein of 792 amino acids.